Molecule: messenger RNA, 150 nt
Organism: Sparassis crispa
Lineage: Eukaryota; Fungi; Basidiomycota; Agaricomycetes; Polyporales; Sparassidaceae
Exons: 1
Coding region: 1-150 (49 amino acids)
Source: RefSeq, a predicted model, not a curated record
AUGGGAAGUAAGAUAGCCAAGCGGCCACCGAAGUAUCGAACCAGUGGGACGGUGCUGGAAAUCGUUGGUGUUUGGCCGGGUCCCCUGAAGAGAGCUCUUUCUCGCGUGGAAUCGGCCCCUUAUGAAGAGCAGGUCUCUUGGCUUUACUAG